AUGUCACACAAUUCUAACCGAAAUAGCUACGAAUCACUUGGUCUAACUAAAAAACAAUUCAAUCUUAAUCGUCAUUUAAAUUCGGAUAAUAUGAAGUCUAUAUUAUAUUAUAAUGAUUUUAAUAUACCUUUUCAUUAUAUUCAAUGUACAAAAUGUAAUUGUAAACAUUUAGUUAAACCAAAUAAUUAUACUACUAACAAUUUAAUGAGUAGUAUAUUAGAAGAAAAAGAAGAAGAACAACAACAACAAUAUAAAGAUUAUUCUAAUGAUAAACCAAUAUUCAAUAUGGAAUGUUCUUGUAAUAUGAUCAACUUAAAUACAAUGAAAUCAAAUCAAUCUGGUUACAAAGCGCAAUAUACAAAUGAUUCAAUAAACUGUUGUCAUUCAUAUUAUCCAUUGUGUAAUUAUUACAAGGAACAAAUGAAUAAUUAUAGAUGUGUACAUUGUUCAUGUCAAUGUUGUAUUCAAUCAAAAUUGACUAGUUCAAUGCAUCCAUUAUGUAGUAGUUGUUUCUAUUGUCAAAAAUUUUAUGAAUGA
Schistosoma spindalis is the source of this 537-nucleotide messenger RNA. The record is from the annotation of a GenBank genome assembly. NCBI's taxonomy places the organism in Eukaryota, Metazoa, Platyhelminthes, Trematoda, Strigeidida, Schistosomatidae.